Molecule: messenger RNA, 543 nt
Organism: Linum trigynum
Lineage: Eukaryota; Viridiplantae; Streptophyta; Magnoliopsida; Malpighiales; Linaceae
Source: the annotation of a GenBank genome assembly
AUGGCCCAAGAGAAAUUCCCUGGUCUUCCUAAUUUCAAGCCCUCAGCAGUGUGGAAAUCAUUCAUUCCUAGCAAAAUCUGCUUCUUUCUUUGGUCUUUGUGGAAUAAGAAAAUCCUCACCGUGGAUGUUCUUAAAAAAAGAGGGAUGGUCCUCCCGAAUCGCUGCGUUAUGCGUUGCCAGGAGGAGGAAGACGCCACUCAUCUGUUUGUCAAGUGCAGGUACAUUCAAAAGGUGUGGAAUACUAUCAGAAGAGGCGCACCAAGGAUUGGAAGCCUCGAAGGUGACCUCAUUGCAAUCAUCAACAACAGACCCACCGAGACUCCCAUCGAUUUUAAUGGUUGGCUUGCGUCUGGUAUCCUUCACGCCACCUACUGGCUUAUUUGGAAUCAACGAAACCAGCGUAUUUUCAGAGAUCAUAAGGCUGAAGCCUCCAUUAUUGCUCGACAUGCCAUUAAAAGUGUCAUCUCUUGGGUCUCUGCUCAUGACAAAAUUGAUAAAUGCUCGGCUGCUAUUUGUUUGAAUAACUGUCUUUCUCGCCUGUAA